Pocillopora meandrina is the source of this 9483-nucleotide messenger RNA. The record is from the annotation of a GenBank genome assembly. NCBI's taxonomy places the organism in Eukaryota, Metazoa, Cnidaria, Anthozoa, Scleractinia, Pocilloporidae.
AUGGCGGACAACAUCAGACGAAUCCUCGCUGGAGAUGUCACGAAUCUACCGCGAAAGGAAUCCAACAUAGUCCGAAUAUUUACAAGCUCGACCUUCACAGGUAAUCCUUUUGAUUAAAUAUAGGAGCUUGAAAAAUUAUGAACAAGUCAUAGAGAGUUUUUAUACACCCGCAGUUUUCCCUGUUCUAAAUCAGCUAUCACGUGACCCUGCUCAAAUAAAGAUGUAUCCCGCUCAGGGUACAAAUAUGGCCAGGUUUUGCACGUGAUCGGGACGUGUUUGAAGAGGGUGGUGUGAUUGUGGCGUGAUACUUUUAAAGCUCUCUUCUUUGAACUUCUUGUUCCCUGGUUCUCUUACAGUCCAGGUCGAUCGCAGACACACACUCUCUUUCUUCCCUACUUCCUUCCCUAACGGGGAGGGGAGAGAAAUGAAAUACCAUCCUAAGCGCUCAUGUUUAGCUUGUUUUCUGGAUAUUCAUAUAUACUGGUCCCUCGGGAAACGGUCAGUUUUGUUUUACUUUCGAGUUUCAGGAAAUCAAAACUAACUGUUUCCCACGGAAGCAGACAUUCAGUGUAAAAUAUUCAGAAUGACUGAUUGAAAUGUUCAAGGUUCCUAUUGAAUAUGGAUAAAAACUUUCCUCCUGACUCGGCUCAUAAUUAAUGUUUAUCUUCAGAUACCACAGAGGAGAGAAAUCGCCUCAUAAGGGAUGUGUAUCCGAGCCUGCGGACUUUCUGUCAGCAACGAGGAUUAGAAUUUCAAGUUGUGGACAUGAGGUGGGGCGUGCGAGAUGAGGCCACCGCUGACCACAAAACCAAUGAGCUGUGCAUGCAGGAGAUCAAGAACUGUCAAAGACUCACGCCUGGGCCAAAUUUUGUGGUAAGUUUACAUUUUUGAAAGAACCAAAGAGUUAUGUUGAUAUCAUGUUAUCAUAGGUCUACAUUUACUGUAAAGGUUCCAUUGUUUUUUUUAGGGGAUAAUUCUACUAAUGAAUUUAAUUCAGUGUCUUCUAGGCGACAAAUAUGGCUAUAGACCAUUUCCUCACAAAAUCAAAGCAACUGAGUUUGAGAUCCUGCUAGAGGUGGCUCGAGAAACUUACGACCAGCCUGAACAUAUUGAUUUACUUCUGGAAUGGUUCUGGAAGGUAAAAUUGUAAGAGCUGAGACACGUUUCCUUUAAAGGUUUAACCCGGAAACAAUUAUCUGUCAAGGAAGAGAACACUGAGACUAAAAAGGACGUUAGGGUGAAUCCAUUCAUUUUUUUAAGGGGUCCAAUGCAGUCCUGUGGUUGGAAGAAUUUUGGUUUCAGACAAGUCGUAAAAAUACCCAGGGGGAUAGGGAGGGUAUGGACCCUCCAUAUGGAUCCUUAAUUGGGAUAAGGAUGGUUAACAAUAGCGGUCAUGAACAAGGACUAGUAAAGGCAAAUGCUAUCCUUGAGUUUUAUAAGAUUGACAAACAUUGCCGUACACUUUUUUGUAUUUUUUUAAAAAUUUUUUUUUAAUAAGGAGUGAACAAUUCCUACCUUUUGACUUACAGGAAACAAACGCCAUCCCAGCAGAAUACGUCCUUCAGCCGAUCACUUAUCAUUUUCCUCACUACACUGACUUAAGUGAGGCGAAUGAGGAGCUGAAUAGGCAGGAGAGGGACCAGUGGUGGAAGAUCUUCCAGUCGUUUCAGAGAAUUUUCAAAUGGACAGCAAGGAUCGCCACAGAAAGGAGGAAAAUUACAUUGCAACAAGCUCACAAGUAUUUUAGCUCAGGUGCGGACGCAUCAUAUAUAGACAUCUCACUUUUUAUAAAUAACAUGUGGCCACCACUGAUAUCAGAAGAUUAGGCAUAUACCGCGGCCCAUUUUAUAAUGCUGUUUGUGCGUGACAUUUUAAGAUGAACGCCAACUUGGAUUUGUCACCAAUUGAAAUUGUAGUUAUCCAAAACAAACCGCAUUAAAAGUAGAGUAAUGCAACAAAGCGAGCCAAAUUAAUGUUUUGGAGCUUUCAAAUUUCAUUGAAAGUGUAUGCGCCAACAUAGAAUUUGAAGCCAACAAAACCUACAAUUUUUUUCGGUUUCAAAAGACAGCGAGUCCCGUUAAACUCUAGUUUCUAAUGAUGUAAUCUUUACCAUCAUAUUUUAGUGACCGAGAAAGAAAUUGAACAUGGUAUUCUCGGUUCUUCAAGCCCUGACGACCAAACUCUUUGCUACAUACGCCACAUCUCGGAUAUCCAAGUAAAUCUUACCGACCAGAAUUCCCGAAAGUAUACCGACGUUUCCGAAGGGGAACAUGACCUCGAAGCACAAGACCUCUUGAUUAAAUUGAAACGUGACCGUUUGCUUCAGAGGCUUGGGGAGAACAACAUCACCCGCUUUGAAAUUCCUUGGAGCAACGGAGGAAUAAAUGUUUCUGACAGAAUGCACGAACAAUACCUAAACAAUUUCUGUCACAAGUUUGAAUCAGAUGUUCAGAGAUUGAUCAAUAAGAGCUUACAAAAUGCGGUGAGAGAAAAAGCGAUGGAGUCCAGCUUGUACAAAGAGGUUCUGCAUCAUGCUUGGUUUUGCCAAGACAAGUGCGAAGCAUUUAGAGGUCGGGAGGAUGUUCUUCAGAAGAUACGAACGUCAUUGAAAGACUUUGAAAAGAUCGAGCCUUUGGUCAUUUACGGUUCGUCAGGCUCUGGUAAAACGUCCAUUAUGGCUGUUGUCGCUAAGUCGGCGAGGCAGUGGCUCGGAGAUGGCACCGUAUGUGUUUUCCGUUUUCUCGGUACUUCCCCUGACAGUUCAUCGAUUCGAUUCACAAUAACAAGCAUAUGCCUCCAAAUAUGUGAAGUAUACAGUUUAGAGGCACCAAAGGGCGAUAUUUUAGAAGAUUUUUCUCAAUUAGUACGAUUUUUUCACGGUCUUGUCACUCGUUUGCCUGUCAGUGCUGCUAAGCCAUUGGUUCUUAUCUUGGAUUCGAUAGACCAGUUGUCUGCAACAAACAAUGCUCAUUUAAUGAACUGGCUCCCCAAAAAAUGCUCCCAGUUUAUAAAGAUUGUAAUUUCGGUACUACCAAAUUAUCACCAAAUUCUAUCAAAUCUGCGCCGAAGUCUUCCAAUAGAGAGAUGUUACAUUGAAGUCCCAUUCCUCACUAUCGAAAUGGGCAAGGAGAUUUUAGAAGCCUGGCUCCAAGGAAUUGGGAGAACCUUGACACAGGAACAAUUCGAGUUGGUCUUAUCAAGUUUCGCCAAAUGCCCUCAACCUUUGUUUCUUAAGCUGAUAUUCACAGAGGCAUCAAGAUGGGAUUCUUAUACAGAUGUCACUGGGCUGGAUCUUGGAGGUGAUGUACGCCAAGCUAUUCAACUUCUGUUCCAACGUCUGGAACGAAAACACGGCAAGACACUCACUUCGCGCGCCCUUAGUUACAUUACAGCUGGUAGAAACGGUAUCACUGCAAACGAGCUAGAAGAUGUGUUGUCACUGGACGAUGACGUCAUAGACGACGUUUAUCAGUAUUGGGAUCCUCCUGUUGAAGGUGUUGUCCGCUUGCCGAACCUAUUGUGGGCACGUAUACGUCAUGACAUCGAAGAAUUCUUGACAGAGCGACAGGCAGAUGGAAAAACUGUUAUCGCCUGGUACCAUCGACAGUUCUGGGAGGCUGCACAGAGCCAUUACUUGUCAAAACCCGACGAGAAGCAGGCCAGACAUUUAUUACUCGCAGAGUAUUUUGAAGGUAUGAUUUCGGUGCCACUUAUAUAUCCAAGGUCACGUAAAUCAGUCAAAUGUAAGAAAACAAGCCUAGAUUCUAAUUAAAUGUUACUGAACUAGCCAGUAUUUGGGAUCAAACCAAAGAAGGUGACAAACAAUUUAGAUGAACUUUACUUCGUCCUCCUGAAUGAGCACGGACUUCUGUCAAGGAAUGAGGAAUAAGUUAUCUUCAUCUAAACAAACGAUUGCACAGCAUGAAGAAUUAAACCAUGCAUUCGCUUCAACUAUUUCCCUUUCUUUUUCAGGAAGAUGGGGCGGAGGCCGUAAGAAGCGCAUCACCCUAACGCACAGAAAGAAAACACUGCCUGACGCAGACAGACAAGUCUCCAGUCAGCCUCUCAUGUUUAGUAAGAGUGUGUUUAACUUGAGGAAGCUGAGCGAAAUGCCAAUUCAUCUCAUUUACUCUGGUCUCAGUGACAGAUUGGCCAGUGAAGUGUUGUUCAAUUUUGAGUGGAUCUACGGAAAAGUGCGUGGUCAGUCUCUGAGUGAGGUCUUAGAGGAUUACGUCGUUGCUUUGGAAGUGAGGCCUGACCUGGAUGUAAGGUGGGAAUAAUUGCUUGAAAUUUAUUAUUCUCACAAGCACUAAUAAUGGAAAGUUAUUAAGAGGAGAUGACUCUUUCAUGUCUGUAUCCACUGUAGUCCACUGUAGACUGACAUUUUAAUAACCUGAGCAGAAGGAGUUAUCCAAGUCACGUAAGGAGUUGUUAGUCAUUGGAAUGUUAAAAGUCGGGUUCCUUGAGGAUGGUCCGUCAGUUUUGUGAUGGUUCUGUAUGUACAGGCUGUUUGAUAUGUUGAAGUGAAAUGCGUUUAUCAAAAAUUACACCAAUUAAGUGAUUGGAUUCGGCUAAAAAAUCUGAUGGAAAGUUACUUAAUAACAAAAACGGGGAGAAACAUUGCUGAGGGGGAGAGGAGGAAUGAGUUGUGCGGCGUAUGAAUCACUUGCUUACUUCAACACUUCUUAAACGAAGAUUUGAACCCGAUUGAAGUUUUAACAGUUAGAUGAAAACCAUCCUAACUUAGUUUUUAUUAUCAUGUUAAGGUUUGUUCAUGACACGCUCAUCCUGGCAUGGAGCAACAUCAAGCAGGAUGUGGAUUGCCUGGCGACUCAGCUUCUAGGAAGACUCCUCACCUUCAGAGAGCAAUUUCCACGCAUCGCCGAUCUUAUUACGCAAUGUUACUGCUGGUGUGAUGCACAGCGGUCUCCUCUCUUUAUUCCCCAAUGCGCCUGCCUAAUCUCAGCCGGUGGACCGCUAAAAACCAAUUUGCGCGGGCACGAGCAAAGAGUAAACGAAAUCGCCGUUACAAGGGACGAUAAAUUUAUUGUCACUUCAGGCGAGGAUUCGCUCAUCAAUGUGUGGAACAGCAGUAAUCUGGAUUGCCUUCACACACUAAAAAUGGCAGACAAAGGGCCAAGUUGCCUUGUUUUAUCCUUAGAUGAUAAGUACGUCAUUGGCUCUGCCAUCGCGAGCAUAGGAGUAUGGGACAUCGAUUCGGGGGAAGCUGUACAGCGGUUUCACAAUGAAGGGGUAGUCACGUGUUUAGCGACUGGUUUCGACGGGGCUUAUGUUGUUACGGGCGGAGAUGAUGGGAUUGUUCGAGUGUGGAAGACAUUCUCUGGAACGAAGGAGAAAACCCUAAGCGGCCAUGAAGGUAAGUAGAACAAAGUAGAAAUUAGAUACCAACAAAAUUUGCAUCUACCUAUAAUUAAUUAGGAAAUAUAUUCUUAACUUGAGUUCGUGACAUUUAUAACAGGUUUGCCUCGUCGCUGUUAUUUCUGUGCCCAGUGAUUAAUAAGCCAUGCUUUAAUGUUGAUGAGUUUCUCGGUAUAAAAUGUGUCGUUUUAUUUUUCAAUAUUUCUUUCCCUACGGUUCAUGGAAGAUCAGACGUGAACUGGCCUCGGAUAAGGAACAUGAUUCGAGUUGUUUGCUUUGUUUUUGUUUUUUUUUCUAUUUAGGACCAAUCAACGCUAUCGCUAUAUCACUAAAUGGUGAAAUCAUCACUGGCUCCAAUGAUAGCACGCUAAGGGUGUGGUCGCUCAGCUCUGGAGAAUGCCAGGCUGUGUAUGACGGUCAUAUGAGCUCUGUUCUCUGCCUGGUGUUAACAUGUGAUGGAGAAAGCGUCAUAUCUGGCUCGGAAGACAAAACUGUCAAAGCCUGGCAUCUAAAGACGAAGAGUUGUGCUACCUUUAAAGGCCAUUCAGGUAAGUUGGAGAAAAACUCAUAGUCGUUAGUGGCAUGAAGGGUUGUACAAAUGAAACUCCAGUUCCGUAACAAGGGCCUAUUCCAGAACCCAGUUGUUAGCCUUGUGUCCAACUUUGAGCCUAGAGGAUCGAUAGAUCAAGUUUUCUCAUCGUCUCUCCUCUUUGCCUUGUACGACUUUGGCAUCCCAAUUGGAAAUGAUCAUCUCGUAGGCAAAACUCCUGUGGCCAAUGAGGCAAAAAGUAGGCUAAAGACAGAAACAGUGUUGUCCUUAGGGUAGUUGGACAACUUUGAUCGUGUCGGCAAUGAAGAUAUUAGAGAGAAACCUAGGCUCUCGGUCAUCUACAUCAAAACCCGUUGUGAACAUUUGAUUUUCUGCACUCUUGCCUUAAUGUCACUCGAGCAGUAUGCAUAAAUUAAAGAGUAGCGGCCUCCCAAAGUGAACUUAUUGUACUACGCCUAAAGCUUUACUAUCCAAUCGCAGGCUUGGUGAAAUGUCUUGCUUGUAUGAAGGAUGGCCGGCGAAUUGUAUCUGGAUCAAAGGAUGAGUCACUGAAGAUCUGGGACUUAGUCACUUUACAAUGUUGUGUCACUCUGAAAGGUCACUCAAACGCUAUCUGGCGUGUGGCAGUUGCCUCGGAUGACAGUUUUAUUGUAUCUGCUUCUAAGGAUGACACGUUAAAAGUGAGUGGGACUGUUCCACCAUCCAUUGAGAAAUUGGAGGUUUUCCACCGCACAAGCUGCAUCAUGGAGAGAGUUUAAGCUGCUCCUCCUUUGGACUUUGAAUAAGAGUUGUGAUAAGUGUUGUGUUGUCCAGUGUCUAGAUUUUUUCUUUCUCAAAGCCGUGAACGAUAUCUAAUUUUGUUUAGGCUUAUCUCGCGCUGCUCUUGGAUAUUCGCUGGUUUUCCUUAUUCAGCUCUUAGAAUUGUCCCCUGUCAACUCAGCAAGCCAACGGUCUUGUGCAUUAAGAACUCACAUGUACAAUGCAUAAACAGAUCAUGUCUUAGUAAAGUGUGAUACGUUUUUCUUUGUCUCUCUCAAGGUCUGGAAUCCAGCCACAGGUGAAUGCCAACAGACACUGAUUGGGCACUCAUCUUGGAUAUCCUGCGUUUCCAUAACAACGGAUUGCAAAACAAUAAUUUCCGGAUCAAAUGACAAAAACGUCAAACUUUGGUAUGCCGCGGGAAAUGAGCACGCGUGUGACAUUUCCACAGCUGGUGAUCGCAUCCUUCAUCGUGCUAAUCUGCCUGAAUGUGUUGCCAUUACAACAGACGGGCAUUGGGGGCUCUCUGGCUCAAAGAAUGACUCUUUAAAGCUUUGGGAUAUCUCUAGCACCAGGUGUAUCAAGAGUGUCUCUGGUUCAAUUGCAUGCAUCUUCGCAUUGCACAACUCCACCCGAGUGGUAACUGGCAUGCACAAUGGAGAGAUCACCAUUUGGAACUGCAGCACUCUGAAGGUCGAGAAAAUGUUUAAAGUUCACCAGGGCAGUGUGGUAUCGAUAAAAGUAUCCAAAGAUGAUAGCUUUGUUGUGUCAGCAUCGAGUGACAACACGAUAGGUCUCACCCAAAUUAGUGAAGGCCAUGCAGGGCAACUUGCUGGCCAUUCAGACGCUGUGCUAUGUGUAUCUCUUUUGAGUGGAGAAGAUUUUGCCAUCUCAGGAUCCAAAGAUAAAACUGUCCGUUUGUGGAACUUGAAAACAAUGAAUUGCGAGAGGUCCUUUGAGGGACAUACUGGACCUGUCGGCUGCCUGGCAUCAACGACUGACAACAGGAACAUCGUAUCAGGCUCCGAGGACUUCAAACUCAAGGUUUGGAGCAUUCAAAACGGAGACUGCUUGCAUACUUUAGAAGGUCAUAACGCCUCUAUCAAAUGUAUAGCAAUCACCGAAGACAAUCUAUUUGCUGUUGCUGGCUCCCACGAAGGAAAAGAGCAGCUUUUAUUAUGGAACUUAAAGACGGGGGACCGCGCGAGAAGCUUCAUCGGACACAUCCAUGCUGUGAUGCACCUCAAGAUUCUUCCACGAGACCUGAUGGUGACAAGCUCUCGAGAUGGUACCAUAAAACUUUGGAACAUUGUCAGUGGAAAAAUGAUCAACUCUUUCGAUUUUCAGUCGCAAGUGAAAUACUUUGUCCUUCAUCCAGUUGAUGGUGGUUACUCAGUGAUGCUGGCCACGCAGUCUGGUACGGUCUCUAUUUUGAAGCUCCAGCUCAGUAAAAAGGUUAUCGAAGAAAGUUCAGCAAUGCCGACACACAAUGUUUCCGAUACACUCGACGAGGAAAGCUCUGCUACAAAAGCAACACCUUACGAGGAAGCUCGUUGUUCCUUCUGCGGAAACACCAAUUGCUGCCGACAUUGCGCCCUCAUGUGAUUUAACAGAACAAGCCAGAAUGUAGUUCUGGUAUACAAAGUUUCGCAGUGACACUGAAAGUAACUAUGAAAUACAACAUACAAUAUUUUUUACUUAAGUGAAACCACCUAAGAAGCAUCAAAAUGCAAUUCUCUGGUCAUGCUCUAGAAGCGUAAUUUGGCGUAAGCUUCUUGGCAAAAUGAAGCUAUCCUAGCUGAAUCAAGGGUCUUUGAACGAAAUUUUUAUAGCAAAAACAGUGUUAACAAAAGCCUUAAGUCGUUUUAGGACAAAUUUAAUUUUUAAUUCGCACACUGAAACAGCCAAAGUCUAACAGGCGCACAAGUCUUAAAGUAAUAAAUAAAACCAAGCAUUGGAAGUCCCUUUCAUACUGUGUUAAAUGAUAAAAUUACAAUUAUAGUUAAUCUACAAUAUCGUAAGGGUUUCCUUGUAUUGGUGUCGAAAAAAAGGAAUGGCAAUAUUAUAUUAUUUUAAGUCAUUUAAUGCAAAUUAUAAAAAAAGGCAGGUUGAUUACUUCUUACUCCUUCUUGGUGGUCUUAUCUUAAAGGUUGAGUUUGGCCACGUUCUCCUAGUGAGUUUAUUCACGUUUUCCUCGUUGUGAUCGUGAGGUUGACGUGGAACUCGUGAUAAGCCAUGUUCUUAAUUAAGUUAAUUUGUUAGUCCAUGGAGAGUAAAUCUCCCUGGUAAUAGGUUGCGUUUGACACCUUCUUGUUCCCAGAGGUAAUUUAAGGUGUAAACAGGAGAUACCCCUCAUGUUUCGCAACCAAAAGCAAUUUGGGGGGCGGUACUUGUAAACGCCUUCCUUCUUUAACUCUUGUGACCAAGAUGUUGUUAUGUAACAAUCUUUAAAGGUGAUUUUCUCUUAAGAUACCCUUUCAGGCAUAAAUAAUACUCGGAACCAAGGUUAUUUGUGAUUUUUAUAUUAUCGAUCUCGUUUCUGUUCUGGCCGAUCUCAACCGUAAAGGUAUGAAAAUUAAGGUCGAAAUUGAUUUUGUAAUUGCGUAAACAACUCGAAGGUGCAUACUCAGUAUGUGGGAACUGUAAUACGUAGUCAAGCGUGAUUCGCUUGUUGAGAUGGUACGAUGACGACACAAGAAGAUUGACGGCUUAGAAAUGUCAUCCACAGUGUCUCCUUCAUAAGCGCAGACUUUAGUUUUCCCUGUCAGAUAGGAGUUAGUCCCCGUUGUGACAAC